This is a messenger RNA of Ceratotherium simum simum (southern white rhinoceros), 1181 nucleotides long. The record is from RefSeq and is a predicted model, not a curated record. Lineage: Eukaryota; Metazoa; Chordata; Mammalia; Perissodactyla; Rhinocerotidae.
UCUUACUCAUAACCUUCUGGAACCCGCCCACCACUGCUCAACUCACUAUUGAAUCAGUGCCGCCCAAUGGUGUCCAAGGGAAGGAUGUUCUUCUACUUGUCCACAAUCUGACAGAGAAUCUCAUAGGCUGUGGCUGGUUCAAAGCAGACAGAGUCGAUCCCAAUCAACAAAUUGCAACAUAUGUGAUAGACACACAAGAAAUUACCCCAGGGCCCGUAUACAGUGGUCGGGAAACGAUAUACCCCAAUGGAUCCCUGCUGUUGCAGAACGUCACCCAGGAGGACAUAGGAUACUACACGCUACAAGCCUGGACAAAAAGUUUUCUAAGUCAAGUAGGAACUGGACAGCUCCACGUAUACCCGGAGUUAACCAAACCCAACGUCACAUGCAACAACUCCAGCCCCGUGGAGCAUGAGGACCGUGUAGUGUUAACAUGUGAAGCUGAGACUCAGGACACCACCUACCUGUGGCUGAUCAACAAUCAGAGCCUCCUGGACAGCACUUGGCUGGAGCUGUCCCUGGACAACAGGACUCUCACUUUACUCCGUGUCACAAGGAAUGACACAGGACCCUAUGAGUGUGAAACCCGCAACCCAGUGAGUGCCCGUCGCAGUGAUCCAUUCUACCUCAAUGUUCUCUAUGGCCCAGCUGCCCCCACCAUUUCCCCCUCAGACUCCUAUUACCGUGCAGGGGCAAACCUCAGCCUCUCCUGCCACGCGGCCUCUAAUCCACCUGCACAGUAUUCUUGGCUUAUUAAUGGGAGGCCCCAGCAAUCCACACAGGAGCUCUUUAUCCCCAACAUCACUGCAAAUGAUAGUGGAUCCUAUACCUGCCUCGUCCAUAACUCUGUCACUGGCUUCAAUACGACCGCAGUCAAGACUAUUACAGUGUCCGAUCCAGUGGCACAGCCCUCCAUACAAGCCACCAACACUACAGUCACAGAACAUAAGGACGCUGUGGUCCUGACCUGCCUCACAAAUGACACUGGGAUCUCCAUCCAGUGGUUCUUCAGUAACCAGAGUCUCUGGCUCACAGAGCAGAUGAAGCUGUCCCAGGACAACAGCACCCUCACCAUAGACCCCGUCAGGAGAGAGGAUGCCGGGGAUUAUCAGUGUGAGGUCUCCAACCUGGUCAGUUCCAGCAGAAGCGACCUCCUCAGCCUGGAUGUGAAAUGUAAGUGA